UCCGCUUUGCGUGUUUUUUUCGCUGGAGCUUUUCUUAGAGACGCACUGACGGCGAUGUUUUCAAAAGCAGCGCUGAGAGACACCACACAGCCGUAGGGUUAAUGUUCAGUUUUUACCCUCCGACACACACGCUUCUUUCUCUUAAAAUCGUCGAGAAUUCGUCCUCUGCUGGUAGGUGAAUGACGAAGAGGAAGCUGAAGAGCGCUGCGACGGCCCAUGAUGAUAUCUGUGAGCCGUAGCUGCCACAGCUAGUCAGAUGAUGCACCAUGGCCAAACCGGGAUCGGACCGAGAUGGAGCCAUGGUGGAGAAGACAGCAGGGAAGAAGAGUAAAGAGAAAAUCUCUCCGUUUGCCAAAACUCCGAAGCUGGAUCGGAGUGAAAUCCUGGGGAAAGAGGGGAAGUCAAAGUCUUCCAUGAAACGGAAGCUCUCCUUCACCGUCAGUCCGCCCCGGAACGAAGAGCGGGACUCCGACAUGGGUCAGUCUAACAUUCACUCUGAAAGUUCUAGUAGCUUGUGUCUGUGCUUCACUGCCGCCCCCUCCUGGUCACUUUUAAGACCUGUUUUUAUUGGACAAGCUGUACUAGAGGGUUUUUUUCAAGGGUGUUAUGUAACGGUUAAGCCAUCAUCAUAAAAUACAUGGGUCUCGUUCAAAAACACAAUAGCUUCGACUCAAAAAGUAGCAGAAGAUCAUGAGGGAAUAAUGAAAAAUAUAUCGUCAUUAUAUUACAUGGAGCCUAAAAUCUCUUGUUUUAGUCUCAGUUCUGU
Sinocyclocheilus anshuiensis is the source of this 766-nucleotide messenger RNA. Its product is annotated as ankyrin repeat domain-containing protein 12-like. The record is from RefSeq and is a predicted model, not a curated record. The transcript is spliced from 3 exons. Gene Ontology annotation, cellular component: nucleoplasm. Lineage: Eukaryota; Metazoa; Chordata; Actinopteri; Cypriniformes; Cyprinidae. The coding region runs from base 267 to 632 and encodes 121 amino acids.